Messenger RNA from Bacidia gigantensis, 936 nucleotides. RefSeq lists its product as uncharacterized. Gene Ontology annotation, molecular function: oxidoreductase activity. The coding region runs from base 1 to 936 and encodes 311 amino acids. The record is from RefSeq and is a predicted model, not a curated record. The transcript is spliced from 2 exons. NCBI's taxonomy places the organism in Eukaryota, Fungi, Ascomycota, Lecanoromycetes, Lecanorales, Ramalinaceae.
AUGGCUUCCAUCACCAAAGUUGCUCUCGCCGGUGCUACCGGUAACCUUGGCCCUUCCAUCCUCAAAGGACUCCUAGACGCCGGCUUCCAAGUGACAGUCCUCACCCGCCAAUCCAGUACCCACAGCUUCCCCGCCAACGUGAACGUUAGCAAAGUUGAUUACGAGAGCCUCGACUCUCUCACCUCAGCCCUCCAAGGCCAAGAUGCCGUUGUCUCCACUCUCGCCUCCCUAGCGCUCGGAACACAACUUCUCCUCAUUGACGCCGCCGUGAAAGCCGGUGUCAAGCGCUUCAUUCCUUCUGAGUUCGGCUCAAACACCAUCAACGAAAAGGCUCGUCAGCUUCCCGUGUACAAGGAUAAGCUGGCUGUGCAGGCUGCGUUGCAGAAGGAGGCUGAUGCUGGCCGUAUCUCCUACACGCUUGUCUUGAACGGCCCAUUCCUUGACUGGGGUCUGAAGGUCGGCUUCGUGGGCAACGUCCCGGAAAAGAAAUUCGAUCUCUGGGAUGGCGGUGAGCGCGUUUUCUCCGCCACAUCACUUCCCAGCGUCGGCAAAGCGACAGCGAACAUUCUUAAGCACCCUGAAGAGACAAAGAACCGUGCUGUCUACAUCCAAGACACUGCCAUCACCCUGAAGCAGCUGCUAGCGGUCUGCAAGAAGGCAGCUGGUGAGGAUGGAUGGACCAUCAAUGACGGGUCUACUGAGGAGAUGUACAACAACGCCUGGGCAGAGUUGAAGAAGGAACAACCUAACCAUAUGGUAUUCGUGUUCGGCUUCUUGAAAACAGGAGUCUGGGGUGAGGGAUAUGGCUCUCAUUACGAGAAAACGGACAAUGAGCUUUUGGGUCUCAAGGAUUUGAGCGAAGCCGAGCUGGAGCAGCUUGUCGCAAAUGUUGCAAGGCCUGGAGAGGCAAAGACAACUGAUGGCGCUUUCUACUGA